Monomorium pharaonis (pharaoh ant) is the source of this 3520-nucleotide messenger RNA. RefSeq names its product zinc finger protein 271. Bases 1 to 2460 code for a protein of 819 amino acids. The transcript is spliced from 9 exons. Gene Ontology annotation, cellular component: nucleus. The record is from RefSeq and is a predicted model, not a curated record. NCBI's taxonomy places the organism in Eukaryota, Metazoa, Arthropoda, Insecta, Hymenoptera, Formicidae. Gene Ontology annotation, molecular function: zinc ion binding.
AUGAACGCGAAUCAUUACACCGCGAUGGCCAUGACGGGCAGCGGUCCCAAGUGGGACAAGGUCUGCCGGUUGUGCUCGGAGGAGAGGAACGAGAUGUUACCCAUCUUCGGCGACGAGGGACUCCAGCGCAGAGUCGCACAAAAGCUACGCGCUUGCCUGCCCGUGCUCGUGUACAGGACCGAUCCGCUGCCGAAGCAGAUCUGCCAGUUCUGCGCGGCUCGUCUUGACGACGCGUACGAGUUCCGAGAGUUCUGCCUAAACGUCUACAGGGACAUGUACGCCGUACUGCUGAGGUACAAGCAGACGGAGUCCGUCCAGAUAUUUCUCGAUGCGAUGAGAAACUCGUCGGAUCCAUGUCAGGUGCAACUCUGCAAGGAAAAGUCUAGAGCUCCGCCACCGUUAGUUCCUUUAUCGGCUGCUCUGUCCUUCGACGACUCGGCGCCGCUCAUGAAUCAAGUUAAUCAGGAUCAUAUUCAGAACGCUUGCAUGGAAACUCUGUCUGAAUUGCCAUGUGAGGUGGAAAUUAAGGAGAUGAACAUGGACCCCAUCUUGAGCAUUGAAACUGCCGUUCACGAACCAUUGAAUAAGAAACGCAAACUGUCGGAUAUGUGUUUUAGCAUGGAUAUGCAAAUGAAAACAGAGCUCUUUUCCACACCCGAUGUGGAAGGAGCAAGAGGAGCACCUAGAUUGGACUAUCAAUCCAAAAAAGAGGAGAAACGUACCAGUAUUUUGGAGCAAGUAUUGACCGGCAGUUUAACAAUGAACAAUCAUCAGAAGUUACAAUCCAGAACAAAGUUGACUUCCGAAUGGUGGUGUGCACCCUGCAACAGUUAUUAUAAAUCAAAGGACAUUCUCAUGAAACACAUGCAGCUGCACUGCCCACGUGUUUAUACCUGUAGAAAGUGCUCUGCGUCUUUUGAAUCUGUCGAGAUCCUAGCGAGACACGAAGCUACUAACCAUUUGAAAGUCAAGUUAGAUAUCACGGAAAACUUGAAUGACUGUGAUCAGUGUGACCGGCAGUUUCUAAGCUGGGAAAUGCUGAAGCAACACAGAUUGCGCGAUCAUCUAGCCAAGUUAACCGAGAUUGGAAGUAAUACGUGGUGUUCAUUGUGCAAUAGAUUCUUUCCUACAAUAGAAUCUUAUCAACAACACAUCCAGUUACAUCAGACGAGUUUGACGCAGAAAUUACCAUCUUCGGAAUCCGUAGUAGCAAAAAUAGCAGAGCGACCAAGAGAGUUAGUUAAACGAGACGAACAAUUUUACGAAAAUGCGAAACUUCUUGAGUGUCCCACUUGCGGAAAAAUUUGUACUCAGCAGAGUGCAUUAUCGAAUCAUAUGCGCACUCAUGAACCAAAAAAACACAAAUGCGACAUUUGCGGCAAAUCAUUCGGACUUGUUAUACGCUUAGCUGCACACAGAAUAGCCGAACAUAAUGAACAGCCAAUGAUGUCACCAAUCUUGUCGGCAGUCGAGCAAGAGGAGGCCUUAAAUGCUGAGAGAGAAGCGAGAGAAGCUAAAGCUCGCAGUGCCAAGAAACCUUACCCUGAGAUAAUAGAAAAGAAUGAUGUUCCGAUAGAUGACGAAUCCCUAAAACGCAUUUCAAGUGGGCAUAAAAAUGUGGCGAGAUGUGGCAUUUGUUUACAAUGGUUUAACGACCACACGACGAUGUUAACGCAUCUCGAGACGCACUCGGACAAUUCUCACAAAAAUUACACAUGUCAUAUAUGUAAAAAAGCGUUUAAGGAACAUUCACAGUUGUUAAGGCACGAGGCUUGUCAUAAACGCCUAACGCUCGAUAAUGCCUCACUGUACACAUCCGCUGUUUCCAACAACAAAUCAUUCAUGGAUAAGGCGCAUCAAAAGACGCACACAGUGGAUAAAACUUAUCACUGUGCGAAGUGUAAUAAAAUCUUUUUCAAAGAAAUAUCGCUACUCGCCCAUCAAUGCACGGGUGGAGUACUGGUUGGAAAGAAAGCCGAAAAGAAGUCACAGAAGGCGUCGCCUCAAGUCGAGAACAAAAUAUACAAGUGCUCCAAGUGUGACGCAACUUUCGCGAGCUCGCAGUCACGAAACGCUCACAUGAAAAUGCACGCCGAGUACAUGCGCGGCAAUAUGACGCAAACACGUGAAAUUAAAGUCGAAGCGGAUGACGAACCAAUGCCAAAAUUGCGUCCGGAAACACUGCUGGAAUACAAUGUGUCUCCUAUCGAGCCAAAGAUCGAAAUUAAGGAACAGAGUACACCUCCGCCCGUCAAACGGACUCUUGUUAAAACCUCUAGCGGAUAUCGGUGCGGCGUAUGCCAAUCACCGUUCGUGUCGAGAGAAUUAGCCAUAGCGCAUUUGAGAUCUGCACAUCCCGUGAUACCAUAUCAGUGCCCUUAUUGCAAGAAACGCUUUACAACGCAGUACUUGUUUACUCAUCAUAUCAAGACAGAACAUCCCAACGAACCCGAGAAAUAAAAAACGUUUGGAUCACGAUAAAGGAAGUAAAAAUUAUAUCACAGCAUGUGCCUCGUAUUGUGUGUAUGAGGAAGUGUGAAAGAGAGAGAGAGAGACAGACUUCUGUUUACAUAUUGUAUAGAGUAAAACGAAUGAAGCGUGUAUGUGUAUAUAUAUGUAUGUGAUAUGUGUGUGUAUAUAUAUGUGUGUAUAUAUAUAUAUAUAUAUAUAUAUAUAUAUAUAUAUAUAUGUACAUACAGCGUGUCGAUUUCUGGCUACUAAUUGAUCUUGAGAAUUUUUCUAUUGCAUAAUUAUAGACAUACAACGUUGAAGUGUUUGUUACACGAGGCUAUUGAAAUUAGUACUUACACUGAACGUGCCUGUACAAGUGCUUUGUUUUACAACAAUUAUUCGAACAAUCCGUAACAGAUUUUACUCUCGUAAAAUCUUGCUUGGGGAAAAGCGGUCCUAGAGCGACGAUCAAGUGGAUCUCGAGCGCGAAAAUCGAAACAUUCGGUCACGCGAAUUUUAUCGGUGACUAGCGGCGAUAGAAAUUUGCGCAAUUUGUAUUAUAUGAUUUAUAUAUUUUAGAUUGUACAUUUUCACUCGCGACGCGCGUUAAAUGUAGUUACGAUAAAUAUAUCAGGAGUCCUAUAAAAAUCUCAAUUAUUAAUCACCUUAGGAACAUUCUCCAGAUUUAUUCACUACGAGUGACGUGUUCGAUUUUAUAGUACUGUUGUACGUUAUCUUGUGUUUUUAUGGCACUUCGAUAUCUAACAGUACGAUAUUACGGAGAAGAUAUCGAAGAUUCCAAGAUGUUUAAUUUGCGUUAAGGAAUACAUUCCCUUUUAAGCAACGUUUUCAUGCAUCCGUGAUGACGGAUUUCAUGUCACAAUUGCACCGUUGUAAUCGCGAUACAAUACAAAAGUUUCUUUUCGAAAGAUACCGAGGAGCGUCAUCAUCGCGAUGAAUCAGACGUUUCUGGUCGACAGCGAUGCCGCGUAAUUUAAGUGUACGAUCUUUAUAAGUUUAUUUUAUAUAUACCUGAUUUACAAUAAACUAUUACUGAAAAUUUUACAGA